AUGGCGGGCGCGGAGCCCUUCGCGGUGGUGCUGGCCGCCCUGCGCGGCUGCUACGCCGAGGCCGCCCCGCUGGAGACCUUCAUCCGGCGGCUGCGGGAGAGCGGCGCCGGGGAGGCCGAGGUGCUGCGUGGCGACGACGCCCCCUGCUACCGGACCUUCGUGGGGCAGUGCGUGGUGUGCGUCCCCCGCGGGGCCCGCGCCAUCCCCCGGCCCUUCACCUUCCAGCAGUUAUCUAGUCAGAGUGAAGUCAUCACAAGAGUUGUUCAGAGACUGUGUGAAAAAAGAAAGAAGAAUGUCCUCGCAUAUGGGUACUCCUUACUGGACGAAAACAGUUCUCAUUUCCAAAUCAUGCCGUCUUCAAAUAUAUACAGCUACCUACCCAAUACUGCAACAGAAACUAUUCGUAUCAGUGGCCUCUGGGAAACACUACUGAGCAGGAUAGGGGAUGAUGUGAUGAUGUAUUUAUUGGAACACUGUGCAAUCUUUAUGCUGGUUCCCCCUAGUAAUUGUUACCAAGUUUGUGGGCAACCAGUUUAUGAACUUAUUUCGCAUAAUGUAGACUCAUCCCCAGUGUUUGUUAAACAAAGGUUUUCAAAGCAUAAACGUAGUAGCUUGCUUGACUAUAUGCAAAAAAGGCUUGUGUUUCAUAGACAGUAUCUUUCAAAGUUGCAUUGGUGGAAAUGCAGACAAAGACUUGAAGCUAAUGUCUCCAGCAUGGGAAAUAAAAAUAACAAGAUACAAAGCUUAGUGUCCAGUUACCAGUAUUCUGCAAAAGCUGUUUCUAAAGCAAGCAAACAGAUCAGAAUGUUUACUGAACAUCUGGAAAAACAGAGUAGCUCCGGUUUAUAUUUGUCAGCUGCGGCACCAUCUUUAAAAAGGAAGCUUGAUAGGGAACAACUUGAAAUUCCAGCUAAGAGAGCAAAAGUAGAGGAGAAAGUGGGAGAGGAAAAGGCUUGUAAUCUCACUCCUGAUGUAAACCAAAGUAGUUUCAAGAGAUAUGGAACUGGGUAUGUAGAAUCACAUUCUGUACAUCUCAUUAAAAAACAACACGUUUCUCAAAGAAGUAACAGUGAUAUGUCUGGUCCUUCUUUAGUUCACACAUCUCGCAACAGGAAGAAGUUUGUGGCAGGUGAAAGCUCUUUUCUGCGAGGAGUUCAGAGUAACAAACCUUUAAAGUCCAGCACUGAAAUGCAAGCAGAAUCCCAUAGGAAAGGAGUAGAGAUGCAUACGUAUAAAUCUCAGUUGGAUUCUGUACAAAUCAAACCCAUGGAGGGUAUUUCUUCAAAAUGCAGAAGGCGGGAAAGUCCCCUAGCUCAUUUGGCAAAGAAGUUACCAAAUACGCUCUUGCGUUCUGCAGUGUACGUUGACAGGAAGUUUCUUCUGUAUUCUCGCAGGAGUUUCCAAGAAUGUUUUCCUAAGUCGUUUGUAUUGAAUCGCUUGCAGGGCUGUCAGGCAGGUGGAAGACGGCUUAUAGAAACUAUUUUCUUAAGCCAAAAUCUGUUGGAGCAAAAGCACAACCAAAGUCUGCCACAUCACAACUGGAGAAAGAAGAGGUUGCCCAAACGCUACUGGCAAAUGAGACAUACAUUUCAGAAACUGUUAAAGAACCAUGGAAAGUGCCCUUACCUAGUUCUCUUGAAAAAAAAUUGCCCUGUCUGGAUAUCUGAAACCAGUGUGAGAAAAACUGAGCUGCCUUGUCAGGCAGCCUUGCCUGGGGAAGCAGAGGUUCAUGAGCAAGCAGAACAGUUUGGGAAAGAGCCUACUAAGCGUGUGACAAGCAGCAGAUGUGAAUCUGGUCACACUGAUAUGCCAGACAACUUAUGCGCUCCUCUUGCAAAAUCUGUGUGUGGGGAGUCGCAGAGUGAGGAGCAAAACUCGGGAGAGGUGUGCGAUUCAGCCCUUGGGGAGCUCCUCAAACAGCACAGCAGCCACUGGCAGGUGUACAUCUUUGUGAGGGAGUGCCUGGAGCGGGUCAUCCCCGCUGAGCUUUGGGGUUCAAACCAUAACAAGUGCCGGUUCUUAAAAAAUGUGAAAGCAUUCAUUUCCAUGGGGAAGUUUGCUAAGCUUUCGUUGCAGGAGUUGAUGUGGAAGAUGAGAGUGAAUGACUGCAUGUGGCUUCGUCUAGUCAAAGGUGAUCACUUUGUUCCUGCCUAUGAACAUUGUUUCCGUGAAGAACUUUUGGCUAAAUUCCUAUACUGGCUGAUGGAUACCUAUGUUGUUGAGUUGCUCAGAUCAUUUUUCUAUAUCACCGAGACCAUGUUCCAGAAAAACAUGCUUUUCUACUACCGAAAGUUUAUUUGGGGCAAGUUACAGAACAUUGGAAUUAGAAACCAUUUUGCCAAAGUACAUCUACGUGCUUUGUCUUCAGAGGAGAUUGAAGCUGUCCGUCAAAAAAAAUGUGUUCCUAUGGCAUCAAAGCUCCGGUUCAUUCCCAAAGCGAAUGGGUUAAGACCCAUAGUAAAAGUGAGCGGUGUUGUUGAAGCACGCGCAUUCAGCAGGGAAAGCAGAGAAAAGAAGAUGCAUCACUACAACACUCGACUAAAAAAUCUAUUUAGUGUGUUAAAUUAUGAACGGACUAUAAACACCAGUUUUAUCGGCUCUUCAGUGUUUGGGAAAGAUGAUAUCUACAAGACAUGGAAGAAGUUUGUUACAAAGGUUCUUGAAUCAGAUAGUGAAAUUCCUCAUUUCUACUAUGUAAAGGCUGAUGUGUCCAGGGCUUAUGAUACCAUUCCUCACAAUAAACUUGUGGAAGUGAUUUCACGGAUCUUAAACCCUGAGAAAAGAACUGUCUACUGCAUACGGCGCUAUGCCGUGAUUAUGAUUACCACAAAUGGAAAAGCCAGGAGGAUCUAUAGGAGACAUGUUUCUACUUUCAAGGAUUUUAUGCCAGACAUGAAGCAGUUUGUGUCCCAGCUUCAGGAGAAUGCCUCAUUGCAAAAUGCAAUAAUAGUUGAACAGAGCUUAACUUUCAAUGAGACAAGUUCCAGCCUGUUUACUUUUUUUCUUCAAAUGAUACAUAACAACAUCCUGGAGAUUGGGAGCAGGUACUACUUACAGUGCUGUGGAAUUCCACAGGGCUCCAUUUUGUCAACCUUACUCUGCAGCUUAUGCUAUGGAGACAUGGAAAACAAAUUGCUCUGUGGAGUACAGCAGGACGGAGUCCUAAUACGUCUCAUUGAUGACUUUUUGCUGGUUACGCCACAUUUAAUGCAGGCAAGAACUUUUCUAAGGACUCUAGCAACAGGUAUUCCUGAGUAUGGCUUUUUAAUAAACCCCAAUAAGACAGUCGUGAAUUUUCCUGUUGAUGAUAUCCCAGGAUGUUCCAAAUUUAAACAGCUGCCAGAUUGUCGUUUGAUCCCGUGGUGUGGUUUAUUAUUAGAUAUACAAACACUUGAGGUUUACUGCGAUUACUCCAGUUAUACCUGUACUUCUAUCAGAUCAAGUCUUUCCUUCAAUUCAAGUAGAACAGCUGGGAAAAACAUGAAAUACAAAUUGAUUACAGUCCUCAAACUGAAAUGCCAUCGUUUAUUUCUUGAUUUACAGAUCAACAGCCUUAGAACAGUUUUCAUUAACAUCUACAAGAUAUUUUUACUUCAGGCUUACAGGUUCCACGCCUGUGUUCUCCAGCUUCCAUUCAACCAGCAAGUUAGAAACAAUCCUUAUUUCUUCCUAAGGAUCAUCUCUGAGACAGCAUCAUGCUGCUAUGCUAUCCUGAAAGCAAAAAAUGCAGGGCUUGCUUUAGGUAACAGAGGUGCAUCUGGUGUGUUCCCUUCUGAGGCAGCAGAAUGGCUCUGCUACCAUGCCUUCACUCUGAAACUGGCAAACCACAAAGUUGUUUACAAAUGCCUGCUUAAGCCCCUAAAAAUCUGUAAGAUGCAGCUAUCCAGGAAGAUCCCAAAGGAUACUAUGGCACUACUGAAUACAGUGACAGAACCAUCUCUUUGUCAAGAUUUCAAAGCUAUCCUGGACUAACUGAUGGAAAAAUUAUGAAGUAAACUUCAAGGUUUGAAAAUAAAUGCUAUGUCUUUAGUUGACUUUUCUCUGUAGUUUAUUUUGGUAGAGCGGACCGGAAGCAACUUCACUCAGAAGUUUUCCAUGUUUGUUUCUCAGAUACCACACAAGGACUUAAAAAGAGCAGACAAUUUUGUUAAUACCUUCUUGUUUGUGUUUACCUGUAAAUUCACAGGCUCUUUGAAGUAAUUGACUUGGUUUCGUUUAGUAAUUCCUAUCUUCUUGAUGAAGGCAUCAUUAAACUAUGUUCUGUAUGAACAGAUGUGCUUUCUUGUUUCAAUGUGUUGUUUCUGAAGAACUGUUCUUUGCUCCUCUGUGUUGCAGACUAUUUUAUAAUAAAUUGUCUGGUUAAUUGCAAUAACACGUACUUAUCUCCAAUGCCUUUAUUUUUUAGUAAUCUUUAACAUCCUGCCCAGCUAGGUUAUGUGCUGAAAGACAGUUACCUGCACAGGCAAGUGCAUUUCAUGGCACUACCUAGCAAGAUGUACAGGUUAGAAAUUUUAUGCUUUGGAGAACACAACUAACAUAUGCCAAAAUUUCAGCAUCAAAGCUGGUUAUGUUUAGUGUACGUUUUACAUAUUUUGAAUACUUGGUGAUAUUUUUAGUACAGUGAUAUACAGAAUGAUGGUGGUGCA
Molecule: messenger RNA, 4646 nt
Organism: Gymnogyps californianus (California condor)
Lineage: Eukaryota; Metazoa; Chordata; Aves; Accipitriformes; Cathartidae
Gene: TERT
Product: telomerase reverse transcriptase
Exons: 16
Coding region: 1-3972 (1323 amino acids)
Biological process (GO): telomere maintenance via telomerase
Cellular component (GO): telomerase catalytic core complex
Molecular function (GO): telomeric repeat DNA binding; telomerase RNA binding
Source: RefSeq, a predicted model, not a curated record